Messenger RNA from Daldinia childiae, 3627 nucleotides. RefSeq lists its product as uncharacterized. The record is from RefSeq and is a predicted model, not a curated record. The coding region runs from base 1 to 3627 and encodes 1208 amino acids. The transcript has a single exon. NCBI's taxonomy places the organism in Eukaryota, Fungi, Ascomycota, Sordariomycetes, Xylariales, Hypoxylaceae.
AUGGGCAUAUUUCCCGGAGGAAAAAGUACUCGCAUCAACUCUCCUCGUCAUCUAACCCUUCGACACUCUCGGAAGGUCGCUACUUCAUAUCAGCGCAAAGCCCGACAGCUAGCUGGCAGAGCCGCUGUUGAGAGCGACGAUGAGGUUGACCCUCUGGCACCUGGUGAGCAAAAACUCAAUUCAUACUGGGCUCCGGGGCUUGCAGCUGGUCCAGAACAUAAUAUCACCGUGAAUCAGAAAAUAGAGGCACCGACAGGAGAGGAAUUGAAUCUCAGUGCGCAUAAGUCGUUUUCUGUAGACGCGCCACAGUUCUCUCUACCGGAAGGGAGCGUACACUCGACCUACCCCCCUCCCGGAUAUCCUGAUACAAACAGGAUCCUUCCUCAUGUUGUUCUAACGGACCCGCAUCUACCAUGGGAAAGACUUGGAAGUAAAAGCCAGGGAACAAACAAGGAGCUUCAGAUGAAGAUGAGGGCAUUGGCAGAUGGUGCUAAUGGUGAGACCGUACGCAACCGCGUGCCCUGGCUCGUCAUGUUCUCCUUUUCUCAAGAUGAGUUGCGGCUACAGCCUCAGGAAUUAGACGGGUCGACUAGCAUCUUCCGCAAUACAAGUUCUGGUGUCACCAAACCCGUUAAACAGUCAGGUACUAUGACGGUCAACAUGAGCAUUGAUGAUCUAUGGAAGGUGACAGAUGUAACGACGCCUGUAACUGAAAAGCUUGGACCGGAUAGCAUGAAAAGUAGUCGAGGCGAUUUUAUCUUUGUCAAGCCAGACCUCUUCACGAAUCUCUUUCCGACGUGCGAUCCUAAUAACAAUCCUGUCAAAGGUUCCAAGCCCAACGCACUACAAUACCAGUAUCAGGCACAUGUGCGCAAGAUAAAUGGCCAGGGUAUGGCGCUCGCUGGAGUUGAAGACACGGCUGUCUUUAGCAUUGUUGUUGGCAACCGGUCAGGCCCUCUGGACAAUGAGACACCAGUAACCAUGACUGCACACCUCGUUUCUAUCGAAGGCAUCGAAGAAAUGUCUUGGCCCGGAUCGAGCCACCGUUAUGUGGCAUUAUGCUCGCUACAUAGCUGGAAUUACACUGUGCUGCCGGCGAAUACGCUUAACAUACCAGAUGCCUUUGAAGAUCUUGGCAGGACUCUCAACGUCCUUCGUGCUCCAGAGGAAAUCAUUUCGCCGCUACGGACUUCAAGCGACAAGAUUCAACAGCUUGUUGCAAAGCGGCUCGAUGAUGGAUACACACUCGUAAGAUAUCACACUCAGACGGGAGAAUCCACUGUCGCCCUCUAUCGCGGACCAUUUACGCCUUCAUUUGUCCCCCCCCUUGAAAAUUUGACGACAAGCUCUAACUCGGGUGUUGACUUACAAGUCCUUGAUAAGCAACUUGGUAUCAUGGAUAUUACGUAUUCGGUUGCUUGGCAAGUCGGUCGUACCAUGGCCCUAGGCGACGAAGCCUACACAGCUGCACUUAACCGUCUGCGUACUUCGAUCCACAGUACGGCCGAUGCCGCCUCCAAACUAAAUACGGUGAAGGAUAUUGAUGAUACAGCCUUCCGUACCCGCAGCGACGUACUAGGCGGAAUCGAUUCGGCCAUCCGUAGUUUAGCCUCGAUUCAUCUCAGUGGUAAUGAUGAUAUAAACCCGGGAAACCCCAUUCGUGCACCACGGUACCUUCCCGGAGGCGCUAAGCGACGAUGGAAACGUUCCCGUCUCGCGCGGUCCGAGCUACCAGACAUGUCCUUUGGCUCACCCCUGAUUCGUAAAUAUUUCCCCGAUGAGGCCAUUAAAGCGGCGCGAUACCUUGCCCAGAGCACAUCAGGGGAUACGUACGAUGAGACCAAUGAUCCAAUAUCAACAGACUGGAUGAUAAUUCUUUCAUGGCUUCUUGACCGCGUUUUUCUAGCGGGUGUACCCGCUCAUUGCCUUAUACCCGACCCGACGUACCUUGAGCCCGAACGCCUACGCUUCUUCCGCAUCGACAAUAACUGGGUCGAUGCAUUGAUAGAUGGCGCUCUUUCACUCGGUAACCACUACGGCGAUGAUGAAGACCGCACAGCUAUCAAAGAAGCCUUCAACAACUACAUUAAACACAUGCCAGAAGGACAGGACCAGCCCAUGCAGAUACCAGCCUACGGUUUCUACCUACGGUCAGACCUCGUUACCAUGUUCCCGGACCUACGUGUCGAGGUCUUAGACGUUAAUGGGGUAACUGCCUCUUCUGGCGCACCCCUUCUACGGCACGAAAUUGUCACAGACGGGGUUAUGAUGGCCUUUAUGGACCGUGUACCUGGUUCAGACCAAUUUGCUAGUCUCGUCUUCACGCAGCCCGCACACCAACAACGCUUCGCUAUUGCCCGUGGUGUUGACCCAGCACAGGUUAAGGUAGACAUACGGCGCCAGUACACAGUCGACCAGAGCAUUCGCGAAAAAGAUGAUAAGCGACAUGAUGCCCUCGGAGAGUCUAUUAUAUACGAACGCGACAGCACCGAUAAUAUCUUCCUCUGGGACGCUAAAUCUGGUUCACAACUGAAUGAUUUACGCGUCAUUUGGCCACCGCAAUUUGCUGCCAAGCAGCUGAAGAAGCUCCAGGAUGAGAUGGGUACCUAUAAUGAGGGCGGAGCACAGAAGCCUUAUUUCAAUGACAGUGCACCAACAUCAGCACUUUUUGCUAUGCAGCUGAACGAUCCCAUCUAUAACCUGACUAUUGAUCUCCAAAGCCAUACAAAUUCGGAAGUGGUAGCCCAAGUAGGGCCACCUAGGGGGCCAAGCAGUCCUGAAAUCCGGACACUAAGGCUUAUGGGCACUGCGCGGGUCAAGAAACUUACCUCAGAUAACAGAUCUAAAAGCACACCUUCGAAGAAACAAGAUGACGACGAUGACUACGGGGCCAUUUUCCAGCGUCAUCAGAGCUACGCUGCUACUCCCACGGCGCUUUCUAGCUUCCUCGCCCCUCACGUCCGUGCACUCUCUAUCGCUUCCGCGGCUUCUCUUCCUAAACCAAAUAUACUUUCCCAUAUCAAAUACACUCCAGAUAUUCAGUCCAAGGCUGUACCCAGUGGCCAGCCAAUUGUACGUGACGUAGCUGGAUCGCCUAGAUUUCAGAUAACCGUCUCAAGCAACAUCAUUGGGCACUGGGAAGAAGUGCAGCUCGAUAGUGAUAACCUUGCGCAAGAUCUUAUCUUCUCGGUCAUCGUGAACCAAGAUGAAGUAAGCCAGUACCAACUUGUUGAGGUGGAUAUAGAGAUCGAUGUUGGAGAAUCCUCCUCCUUCCUCAUGAACACUUACACAGGCCCCGGCGCACACAUGCUGACCAAUAUGCGCUUCAACGUGCUGCCCACCGUGGUUCACGACGAAGAACAUGAUAUUAAUCAGCUACGCCUACGGCUGGUGCCGCGCUCGGCCAAAGGCUGGGUCUAUGCUACACAAGUCAGCGAGUUGACAUUUCUACUUGGGUUGGCUAAGAUCAAUGCACCGGCGCAAUUGAACAGUGAGUUCAAAGUCCAGACAUGGGCCAAAUACAAGAGAAGCCCCAACGAAGGGCUGGACCCUAAGAAUCUCCUUACGAUCACGAAUCCAGAUACGAUAGUGAGGGUUGUGAAUACCAAAUAUGAUCAUUCUAGUUAG